AUGGCGAAGAACAGAAGCAAGAAGAAGCGAAGCGAUGACGUCUCGAUGGACAUAUCCGAACCAACCGUCUCCUAUGGCGCCCAACCUAUGGACACUUCGGAAUUCGGAGCUAAUUCUUCAGCCGCCGGUUCUUUAAACAGGAAAGUGAAGAAAGGAAGGCCAAUGAAAAGAUCAAAGAAUGCAAGGAAGAUGAAGGCCGUAGCUAAAGCCAUCUCCCAGAAUGAGAAGGUCGCAGAGAAGGUCUCCAAGAAUGAGGGUAAAUCAGUGAGAACCCAGUCUGCAAAAACACUCUACGACUGA
Punica granatum (pomegranate) is the source of this 300-nucleotide messenger RNA. NCBI's taxonomy places the organism in Eukaryota, Viridiplantae, Streptophyta, Magnoliopsida, Myrtales, Lythraceae. The record is from RefSeq and is a predicted model, not a curated record.